AUGGAGAGUUAUUUUGCAACUCAACGGGAGAACAUCUUUCGCAACGUCGAAGUUCUAAUUUAUGUGUUCGAUGUAGAGAGCCAAGACUCCAAAAAGGAUAUGGCAUACUACCGUUCCUGUUUGGAGGCCAUUAAUGAACACUCGCCUGGUGCAAAAAUCUUCUGCCUUGUCCAUAAAAUGGACCUCGUCAGUGAGCCUAAACGUAGCGCCGUUCUCACUGAGCGCGAAAGACAGCUCAUUGCUGCUACCCGACCUGACCAGUGUGUCUGCUUCGGAACCUCAAUUUGGGAUGAGACUCUAUACAAGGCCUGGUCAAGGAUAGUCUAUCAAAUGGUACCUAAUGUGCAAGCUCUAGAAAAGAAUCUCAUCCAGCUCUGUGAUGUGCUUGAGGCAGACGAGAUCAUUCUAUUCGAGAGAUCCACUUUUCUAGAAAUCGCCUGCCACACCACCAAGGAACACCCGGACCCACAUCGGUUUGACAAAAUUAGUACAAUUAUUAAACAGUUCAAGUUGUCAUGCAGCAAAGCCGGUGCCAACUUCACCGCCAUCGAAUUACAAACUCCAAACUUUUCAGCUUUCAUUGACGUCUUUACACCCAACACCUACGUCAUGGUGAUAAUGUCCGAUCCAACAAUCGAGUAUUUAUUGGGUUUUAGCCUCCUCUGCUACCCUUCUCAACAUCCGAAACGCCAAGAAGUACUUCGAGAAACUGGAAAAGGUGGAGACACCUCACUCGGCUAUCAGCGAAAAUAUACUGGUACUUUGAGCCUCGCCAUGUCAUUUAAUGAUGAUGACAUGUUUAUCGACGACGUGGAGCUCUCAGUAGCCUACUCCUCUGACGAUAACUCAGAGCCCGAUGUUGACUUGGAGAAUCAGUACUAUAACGCUAAAUCACGCAAGGAUGACAAUCCCGACGCAGCCAUUGAGGAAUUUAAGAAAGUCCUGGCCAUCGAAGCCGAGGGUGGCGCCAAGGGUGAUUGGGGCUUUCGAGCGCUAAAACAAAUGAUCAAAUUGAAAUUUCGUCUGGGUCGACUUGAUGACAUGAUGGAGGACUAUCGCACUCUCCUUACUUAUAUCAAAACAGCUGUGACUCGAAAUAACUCGGAGAAGUCUAUCAACUCUAUUCUGGAUUACGUAUCCACUUCUAAGCAGAUGGACCUUCUACAGACCUUCUAUAAUACCACUUUAAACGCCUUGAAGGAUGCAAAGAACGAGCGGCUGUGGUUCAAGACAAACACCAAAUUGGGCAAGCUCUUCCUCGAGCAGGGCGACUAUGUACAGCUGCAGCGGAUCAUUCGAGAGCUGCGAGAGUCCUGUCAGACGGAUGAGGGCGAAGACGAUCUGAAAAAAGGCACUCAGCUAUUGGAGAUCUACGCACUUGAAAUUCAGAUGUACACAGCACAGAAGAACAACAAGAAGUUGAAGGCGCUAUACGAGCAGUCGCUACAGAUCAAAUCAGCCAUCCCGCAUCCUAUGAUCAUGGGCAUUAUCAGAGAGUGUGGAGGAAAAAUGCACCUUAGGGUGGGGGAGUAUCAGCGGGCACACACUGACUUCUUUGAAGCAUUCAAGAACUACGAUGAAUCAGGAUCUCCGCGCCGGACCCAGUGCCUGAAGUACCUCGUUCUCGCAAGUAUGCUUUCUAAGUCUGGCAUUAAUCCCUUCGACUCACCAGAGACGAAGCCUUACAAAAUGGACCCACAGAUAGUUGCCGUUACGAGUUUAGUUACAGCCUACCAGAACAACGACGUGAAGGGGUUCGAGCGUAUCCUACGAGAGCAGCGUGAAUCCAUCAUGAGCGAUGAUUUUAUACGAGAACAUAUCGAGGACCUGUUGCAUAACAUUCGCACCCAAGUGCUGGUAAAACUGCUGCGGCCCUACACCCGUAUCCGUCUACCAUUCAUCUCACGCCAGCUAGACCUGGAGCCUCGGGAGGUGGAGGCUCUCCUGGUGGCGUGCAUCCUCGACGGGACCAUUGCCGGUCGCAUCGAUCAGGCUGCCGAGGUGCUUAUCCUUUCGCCCCCCAAUCCAUCUUCUGUGGAAGCGCGCUACGAGGCGAUUAAUAGGCUGGCGUCUAGUCUAUCUGCUCUCAUGAACGUGAUUGUCAUGCAGGCUGGAAUCACAACUUCCUGA
This is a messenger RNA of Echinococcus granulosus, 2130 nucleotides long. RefSeq names its product COP9 signalosome complex subunit 2. NCBI's taxonomy places the organism in Eukaryota, Metazoa, Platyhelminthes, Cestoda, Cyclophyllidea, Taeniidae. Gene Ontology annotation, molecular function: GTP binding. Gene Ontology annotation, cellular component: COP9 signalosome. The record is from RefSeq and is a predicted model, not a curated record. The transcript is spliced from 6 exons. Gene Ontology annotation, biological process: protein deneddylation. The coding region runs from base 1 to 2130 and encodes 709 amino acids.